AUGUAUCUCCACCAGUACGAUUACAUCUUCGCCAUCGGCACCUUGUUUGCCAUGCUUGAUGCAUACAACAACGGUGCAAACGAUGUUGCCAACUCCUGGGCUACUAGUGUUUCCUCUCGCUCCAUCUCCUAUCGCCAGGCUAUGGUUCUGGGUACUGUCUUCGAGUUCCUUGGAGCAGUCACUGUCGGUGCUCGUACCGCCGAUACUAUCAAGAAUGGCAUCAUUCCCAACAGCGCCUUCAAGGAUAACGCCGGUGUUCAGAUGCUCGCUUUCACCUGUGCCCUUGCCGCUGCCUCCUCCUGGGUCAUGUGGUGCACAAAGCACUCCGCCCACGUCUCCUCCACCUACUCCCUUAUCUCUGCCGUCGCUGGCGUCGGUGUUGCUACUGUUGGUGCUUCUCAGGUCCAGUGGGGCUGGAACGAUGGAAAGGGUCUUGGAGCUAUCUUCGCAGGUCUGGGCAUGGCUCCUGUCAUCUCCGCUGCAUUUGGUGCUAUCAUUUUCAUGCUCAUCAAGGUUCUUGUGCACAUGCGCAGAAACCCUAUCCCCUGGGCUGUCUGGAGUGCUCCCUUCUUCUUCCUUGUCGCUGCUACCAUUUGCACUUUGUCCAUUGUCUACAAGGGCUCGCCCAACCUGGGUCUGAGCAAGAAGCCUGCCUCUUACAUCGUCGCUGUCACCAUGGGUACUGGUGGUGGUGUCUGCCUUUUGUCCGCCCUCUUCUUCGUCCCUUGGUUGCACUCCCGUGUCAUCAAGAGAGAUGCCUCCAUCAAGUGGUACCACGUCGUUCUCGGUCCCCUCCUUUUCAACCGUGCCGUCCCCACCGAAGGCGAGUCCGCCAAGGUACCCAACUACGCCGUCAUGCAAGAUGAGCCCGAAGACGAGAGCCACAUCCACGUUGACGAGAAGGAAGUCAAGACCGGAGUUGCCUCUAUCCCCGGCUCCACCGACGGCCGGUCCGUCGAGAAGCUCGAGGCCAACCAGCUCUCUUACCGCGAGCUCAUGUCCCAGUCCGAAGCCCGCCACAACGCCAAGCUCCUCCAAAGCCGCGGCCCUCUGGGCUGGGCCAUGCGUCUCCUGCGCGACAACCCUAUGGGCGCCGGUGAGAUUUACGAGCUCCGCAACAUGAAACGCAUGCUCAAGCGCCUUCCUGCCAUUAUCACUGUUGGUCUCCUGUACGGUUUCCACUACGACAUUCACUCUGCCCAGAGUGGUAUCCACGGUACUCCCGAGGGUGAGCGCAUGAAGCGCGUCUACGCCGCUGCCGAGAAGUACCCCAACGAGGUCGAGCAUACCUACUCUUUCAUUCAGAUCAUCACUGCUUGCACUGCUUCUUUCGCUCACGGUGCCAACGACAUUGGUAACUCUGUCGGUCCCUGGGCUGCUAUCUACUCUGCCUGGUCCACUGGUACACCCGCUGCCUCCAAGUCUCCCGUGCCUGUGUGGCAACUCGCCGUCCUGGCCAUUUGCAUUUCCAUCGGUCUCUGCACAUACGGUUACAACAUCAUGAAGGUCAUGGGUAACAAGAUUACAUACCACUCACCUUCCCGUGGAUCCUCCAUGGAGAUGGGCGCUGCCAUUACCGUCUUGGUCUUCUCCCAAUACUCUCUGCCCGUCUCCACCUCGAUGUGCAUUACUGGUGCCACCGUCGGUGUCGGUCUGUGCAAUGGAUCUCUCAAGGCUGUCAACUUCCAACGUGUUGGUCUUUUGUUGCUUGCUUGGAUCAUGACUAUUCCCAUCGCUGGCACCAUUGGUGGUUGUCUCAUGGGUCUGGUUCUCAACGCGCCCCAUUUCGGUGCUUGA
This is a messenger RNA of Penicillium brevicompactum, 1797 nucleotides long. Its product is annotated as inorganic phosphate transporter. Bases 1 to 1797 code for a protein of 598 amino acids. NCBI's taxonomy places the organism in Eukaryota, Fungi, Ascomycota, Eurotiomycetes, Eurotiales, Aspergillaceae. The transcript is spliced from 3 exons. Gene Ontology annotation, biological process: phosphate ion transmembrane transport. Gene Ontology annotation, cellular component: membrane. The record is from RefSeq and is a predicted model, not a curated record.